UGGUGUUGAGAUCUCGUAUCUUGUUUUGAGUUCUCGAGUGAAAUGGGAGGUUGUGUGGGACGUUAUAGUGGUGACAAUGAAACAGUAAGUGUAUCAUCGGCCAGUGUAUCCAGACCGCCGACAGCAGGUACCCAAGUUGGUCCGGCACGCAAGAAUCGUCCUUUGUGUCAUGAAACAAUACGCUGGCGUUCAGAUGUUCCUCUGACAGAGGGUCAAUUGCGUUCGAAACGUGACGAAUUUUGGGAUACAGCACCAGCCUUUGAUGGCCGCAAAGAGAUCUGGGAUGCCCUAAGGGCAGCAACGACUGCAGCGGAAGCACUUGAUUUCCAGUUGGCUCAGGCCAUACUGGAUGGGGCCAAUAUUUCUGUGCCGAAUGGAUACCUAACAGAAUGCUAUGAUGAAUUGGGUACACAAUAUAAAGUACCCAUUUAUUGUCUAUCAUAUCCUAUAAAUAUAGUUAAAGAGGAAAAUGGUCGUGAUUCACCUGCCGAAUUUUCAGAACCCGUCGAUGGCGGUACAGAGGUAUUCCUCAAACUGAGAAUAUCAUCGACAAUGUCAGAUGUUAAAUUACCUGUAUACUCCAAAGACACAGUGGGCCAAUGUAAAAAGAAAUUACAGGCUGUAGAAGGUGUUGAUGCUUGCUGUCAACGUUGGUUCUACAGUGGCAAACUAUUGGGCGAUAAAGUCCCGAUCGAAGAAUGUAACAUACAAAACGGCUAUGUAGUACAAGUCAUUGUAAAUACCGAACACUGUAAUCAUGACAAUAGUACGAGUAUCGCCACUGCAAGCUAGCCAACAUUCAUCGCCAUUCAGCAGCACAAAGUGAACAACGCAAAGUUAACAACUUUACUAUCGGUGGCAACAAAUUGCAAUAGCGUGUAUCAUCAUUUGUCACCAGCUAGCUAUCAUCUUUAUCGCCAGCAUCAUCAGCAGUUGAAGCGUCAACAUCCGCGUCAUCA
This is a messenger RNA of Musca vetustissima, 959 nucleotides long. RefSeq names its product ubiquitin domain-containing protein 1. The transcript has 4 exons. NCBI's taxonomy places the organism in Eukaryota, Metazoa, Arthropoda, Insecta, Diptera, Muscidae. Bases 43 to 792 code for a protein of 249 amino acids. The record is from RefSeq and is a predicted model, not a curated record. Gene Ontology annotation, molecular function: protein binding.